GUGCUUGUGUGAGAGCAGAGCGGAGAGAGCGCAUAGCUUAGCCGGGUUUCCAGUUCCUGCAGGCAACGCCCAUGGUCCUGGACUGCGCCUUCACGGACAUCCACUUAGGGACAUCCACUCUCUCCACUUUCAGAAAAGUUCGGACAAAGUGAAUUGGGUUUGGGUUUGGGAGAUGGCAGCUGCUCCCUCUGCUUCCUCUGUGCCCCCUUUCAGAAGCCCCCACCUCCAACCCCCUCCAUCCUUCCCACACUGACACCCAGCUCCCAGACUCUCCUUUGCUUUCCCUGAUUCCCUGACCUCAGUGGGGUCAGCCAUGUCCGCUCUGCUCCCUGCUGGUUUUAUUCUCCUCCCUAGCCCUAUCUGCUGAGCUGUUUCCAAGUCCUCACCCUGCCGUUCCCCCGCCCUUUCUCUCCACCUCCACAGCUUUCUCUCCUACUCCAUUUCAUCUUUCCAACUUCUUACUGGCACCCGCACGCAGGGUCCCUCCACCCACCUUCCUAACCUUCUCUCCCCCAAAUCCUGACCAUGGAGUCUGAGCCUUCUUGGACUGCCACUCCCUCUCCUGGGGGCACUCUGUCUGUCCCCAAUGCUACCACACCCUGGCUGGGCAGGGAUGAAGAGCUAGCCAAGGUGGAGAUUGGGAUCCUAGCUACUGUCCUGGUUCUGGCCACAGGGGGCAACCUGGCUGUGCUGUUGGCACUGGGCUUCCAGGGCCGCAAGCGUUCCCGCAUGCACCUGUUCGUGCUGCACUUGGCCCUGACGGAUCUGGGCGUGGCGCUUUUCCAGGUACUGCCUCAGCUGCUCUGGGAUAUCACCUACCGCUUCCAGGGCUCUGACACCCUUUGCCGGCUUGUCAAGUACCUGCAGGUGCUCAGCAUGUUCGCUUCCACUUACAUGCUGCUGGCCAUGACGCUGGACCGGUACCUGGCUGUCUGUCACCCCCUUCGUAGCCUCCAGCAGCCCAGCCAGUCCACCUACCCUCUCAUUGCGGCUCCCUGGCUGCUGGCUGCCAUCCUCAGCCUUCCUCAGAUUUUCAUUUUUUCUCUGCGAGAGGUCAUCCAGGGCUCGGGGGUCCUGGACUGCUGGGCAGAGUUCUACUUUUCUUGGGGGCCACGGGCCUACAUCACCUGGACCACUGUGGCCAUCUUUGUGCUCCCCGUGGUUGUGCUCACAGCCUGUUACAGCCUCAUCUGCUGUGAGAUCUACAAGAACCUGAAAGUCAAGACACAGGCUGGCAGAGAGGAAAAAAGUGGCUGGAGGACUUGGGACAAGUCUUCAUCUCCGGCCCCUGCUGAUGCCACUAGAGGGCUGCCAUCCCGGGUCAGCAGCAUCAGCACCAUCUCCAGAGCAAAGAUCCGAACUGUGAAGAUGACCUUUGUGAUUGUGCUGGCCUACAUCGCCUGCUGGGCACCCUUCUUCAGUGUCCAGAUGUGGUCUGUGUGGGACGAGAACGCCCCCAAUGAAGAUUCCACCAACGUGGCUUUCACCAUCUCAAUGCUUUUGGGCAACCUCAGCAGCUGCUGCAACCCCUGGAUCUACAUGGCCUUCAACAGCCACCUGCUGCCACGUUCCCUGAGUCGCCGGGUCUGCUGCAGGGGUUCCCAGCGCCGGGUGCACAGGCAACUCUCCGAUAGCAGCCUGGCUAGCCGCCGCACGACGCUGCUGACCCACUCCAGCGGUCCGUCCACCCUCCGUCUCAGCCUUCACCUCAGCCUCCAGGCAAAGCCCAGGCCUGCAGAGCCACAGAAGGAUCUAGAGCAGGGGGAUGGAGAAGCCGCCGUGGAGACCAGCAUCUUUUAGAGAAGACUCCCUGGAACCCGGCUCCGCACAUCUCAACCAUUGGGAGUAAGGGCUAAACGGGUCGGUGAUGGUACUGAGUGGAGCCUAGUUUGAGGCAGGGUAAAGAGGCCAGAAUGGCUGCCGUUACCCUAGGUAUCAUGACCGCCCCGAGUGUGAGUACUGGCCAUUCUCUCUCAAUUUAGAUUGCUGGAAACCAGGAGAAUCGAACUCCCUGUUCCUUCUACAUCCACUAGGGCACCCACAAACAUGCCCAACUGGUAGAUAUAGUGUUCUAGAUCUAGGACAGGCCUAGAUGGUACUAUCAACUCAGAGGCUCGUCUCAUGACUUGGCUAACUGCCUCCAUUCUAAUUCAUCUGACUGGCACAUCUCAGUGCAACCAGGAGAGGAGAGAAGAGAUUAUUAGAAAGGAGAAGAGGUGUGUGGGACUUCCAGCUGUGCUCACUUGUCUAUAGAAAUGAGGUGGUCUAAUGAUGAUAUGGGACCUGGUACCCAAUGGUGGUGUGGGACCUGGUACCCAAUUGUGAUGUGAGACCUGGUACCAGAUGGUAAUGUGGGACCUGGUACCUGAUGGUGAUGUGGGACCUGGUACCUGAUGGUAAUGUGGGAUCUGGGACCUGAUGGUGAUGUGGGACCUGGUACCUGAUGGUAAUGUGGGACCUGGUACCUGAUGGUGAUGUGGGACCUGGUACCCAAUGGUGGUGUGAGACCUGGUACCUGAUGGUGAUGUGCGACAUGGUACCAAGUAGGAACAUAGUAAAUGCUCUUCUCCCACAUCAUUCCUGCCACCAGAUGGGUGGCACUGGGAUGCACCAUGCAUUCUCAGUGGUAUGGUCCACUGGGGCUUGAUAGGGAGAAAGAGGAAAGGGACGAAGGAAUGAAAAGGGUCACAAUAAAAUUAGGGGAAGGAAUAAGCCUAAAAGGCCACAGGGCUAGGGCCUUUCUCCUUGUCUCCUCCAGAGGUCCAGACUUCCUUCCUCUGGGACUGUGCGGAACAGACAUCCUUUUUGAAAAAAGCUGACUUGAUUAUGGCUCUAGAAAUUCUUGAAGUUCUAAGAGAAGUUGGAAUCAAAGGGUUUAUUUUUUGUUUAUUUGUUUGGUUUUUUGUUUGUUUGUU
Messenger RNA from Peromyscus maniculatus bairdii (prairie deer mouse), 2915 nucleotides. It is a transcript of the gene Avpr1b, whose product is annotated as arginine vasopressin receptor 1B. Gene Ontology annotation, biological process: regulation of systemic arterial blood pressure by vasopressin; cellular response to hormone stimulus; G protein-coupled receptor signaling pathway. The record is from RefSeq and is a predicted model, not a curated record. Lineage: Eukaryota; Metazoa; Chordata; Mammalia; Rodentia; Cricetidae. Gene Ontology annotation, cellular component: plasma membrane. Gene Ontology annotation, molecular function: peptide binding; vasopressin receptor activity.